AUGACUUUCACCGCUGUCGUCCUUUACCCGAAUGAGCCGGACACCACGUUCGACACCGACUACUACCUGCAGACCCAUAUGCCUCUGGUGGCCAAGCACUGGGGACCUGCUGGCCUGAAAAGCUGGAGUGUCACCAAGUACGAGCGCGAUCUUGCUGGUACUUCUCCAAAGUACCUGAUUGCUGCCACUCUGGUGUGGGAGAGCGAGGAGAGUGCCACGGCCGCUAUCGCUGGAGAGUCGGCGUCCAGCGUCUUCGGCGAUAUCCCCAACUUCACCAACAAGCAGCCUGUUACUUUGGCUGGUAGCACUAUUGGAAGCCAGGAGAUCUCUUAA
Messenger RNA from Penicillium daleae, 333 nucleotides. RefSeq lists its product as uncharacterized. Gene Ontology annotation, molecular function: oxidoreductase activity. NCBI's taxonomy places the organism in Eukaryota, Fungi, Ascomycota, Eurotiomycetes, Eurotiales, Aspergillaceae. The record is from RefSeq and is a predicted model, not a curated record. The transcript has a single exon. The coding region runs from base 1 to 333 and encodes 110 amino acids.